AUGGCUUCACCGGAGUGGGUGCAGGCCAUCUGCCUCUUUCUGGGCGUCUGGGUCGUCGGCAUCGCGGUUGCGGCGACCCGGAGCUCUGGGGCACCUCCCACCUCAAGCAUCUUGAGGUCAAAGGCAGCAAGAAUAUUGCAAGAAUCGAGGCAGGAGAGACAUCUUGACCUGGGAGGGCACAAUCUGCAACAUCAGGCACGUAGAGCAGGGUUCGGCUUUUGCUCUGGCCUGAGUGUAGAUGGUGUCCUCCCUGGGGAGUCAGGAUACAGAUCGAAGAAACAGAUUGAUGAUGCUUCUUGUAAGCUGGUGAGAGAUGGACAAUAUUCUCACGGCGGCAAACAUCAAGGAAACUGCGACUUUUCGACUACGCAUACCUCCAGAACAACGAUGACGGGAUUCCAGUUGGAAUCCCGCAUCAAGCAUGUCUGUGUAUCUUCGUUCCUCCCUCGCAUACCAAACCCCAAAUCUCCUUGCUGCAUAUAUGGUCUUUGUGGAUUUUGUUUGGAUGCCGGCCUGACUGAUCCCUUACCAUCAUCGAAUAUGGCGGCUGCAGUUGACCCAGCAAGGCGGACGCAAGUCCUUCGCGUCAUCUUUAUCUCUCUGCUUUUGGACUUGAUCUCAUUCACCUUUAUCCUCCCCCUGUUCCCGAAGCUCCUGGAAUUCUACCGCGACCGCGAAGCCCCGGCUACCCACGACGGCGAAUCGGCCACCCUUCUACAAUGGAUACUCGCCGGGCUACAUCGAUACAAGGCUGCAUUUUCCCGGCCGAUAGAAUCCCGCUAUGAUAUUGUUCUCCUGGGGGGAGCUAUGGGUUCCUUAUUCUCACUUCUCCAAGCCAUUGCGUCUCCGAUCAUAGGCUCAUUCUCCGAUCGAUACGGCCGCCGGCGCGCCCUUCUAUUCUCCAUGUGCGGAAAUGUCCUCUCCGUCCUUCUGUGGGUGGCUGCCGUCGAUUUCCGAACCUUCAUUGCCAGCCGUGUGAUUGGUGGCCUGUCGGAGGGCAACAUACAGCUGGCCACCGCCAUGGCGACGGACAUCUCGGACGAGACCACUCGAGGUCGUACAAUGGCUAUUAUUGGUGCUUGCUUCUCCAUAGCAUUUACAUUCGGGCCUGCGUUGGGAGCUUGGCUUAGCAGCAUCUCUACAUUUGCCGCCAAUCCCUUUGCGACAGCUGCAGGAUUCAGCUUGGCCCUGAUUGUGCUCGAGACGGUCUAUCUCUACUUCAAGCUUCCAGAGACGCUCCCUGCUCUGACAGGAUCGGACGCCAAGGCUGGCCGGGACAAGAAGAAGGCCGAGCCUCGCUCGGUGGAGCGAACAAACUCCCAUUUCUUGCUCAAUGCGAUCCACUUCGUGUUUCUGCUCUUCUUCUCGGGAAUGGAAAGCUCUCUUUCGUUCAUGACGUACGAGCUCUUCGAAUUUUCUUCAAUGAAGAACGGAAGACUCCUCGGGUAUGUCGGCCUGGUGUCGGCUGUCCUGCAGGGAGGCGUGACUCGUCGACUUCCAGCCUUGACCUCGGUCCGCGCAGGCGUGAUUUCGUGUCUUGCCGCCUUUGUACUUCUCGGCAGAAUCUCCACGGUUGGGGGCCUCUAUCUCGCUGCCACUUGCUUGGCAGUUACGUCCGCCACGGUGGUGACGGGACUCAAUACCCUGAGCAGUUUCGAGGCCAGCGAGGACGAACGGGGCGGGAAGCUGGGCAUCUUGCGAAGCUGGGGGCAGCUGGGCCGCGGGCUGGGACCUAUACUGUUCACCAGCGUGUAUUGGUGGGCUGGGAGGGAGUUUGCCUACACGCUCGGAGCUACUGGCAUGGCUGUGGUGAGCGCCGUGGUUCUUCUUGGGUUGAGGACACCCAGAACCGCUGCGUCAGCCAAGCCUGCUGGCAAAGGCCAUUGA
Messenger RNA from Clonostachys solani, 1887 nucleotides. The record is from the annotation of a GenBank genome assembly. NCBI's taxonomy places the organism in Eukaryota, Fungi, Ascomycota, Sordariomycetes, Hypocreales, Bionectriaceae.